UUUUCACUGAGGGUUCACAGUGUGCUUGACCCACAUCAACCCUUAGUGAGCAGAAAAACACAGCCUUAACUAGACUCUACCAGGAUCCUGACUGAAGCUUCCAGCAAAAACCUCCGGAAGAAAACCUGGUGCAAGAAAAUCCAUACAUACACACAAAAAAUGCCAGCUCAAGAAAACUACAGUUCUCAGGGGCCAGUAGCUGGAGUGUUCCUUGAACAUUCAAAUGAAACAAUUACAAUAUACCAAGCCUUCAAGAAGCGCUUGUUGAAGCUAGGAACAUAUCUGUCACUGUUAGAAGCUCAAGCUGCAACAGGAGGAAUCAUCGACCCCGUCAGAAACAGGGUAUGGUCUGUAGAAGAUGCAGUAAAGGAAGGCAUUGUGGGACAUGAAAUCAAAGAGAAACUUCAAUUAGCUGAGAGGGCCAUCACAGGCUAUACCGAUCCCUACACCAACCAACAAAUCUCACUCUUUCAGGCCAUGCAAAAAGAUGUAAUCCCAAGAGAAUAUGGCAUUAGAUUACUUGAGGCACAGAUCUCUGCCAAAGGGAUCUAUGACCCCAUUGAAAAAUGCUACCUAACAGAAGAACAAGCCUAUGGGAAAGGUCACUAUGACAAAGAUCUUUUUAGAGACCAGGUGGAUGCUCUAAAAGUAUUCUAUGAUCCAAACUCUCAAGAAAACCUCACCUAUGCAUCUUUGAUAAAGAAAUGCACUGUAGCCCCAGAGACAGGUUUGCUGCUGUUCCCGAUUUACAUCACAUUUAAAGGUCUUCGCAGAGGUGUAACCUCCGCUGAGCUUCUGGCAUCAAAAAUAAUUGACCAACAGACAUUUGAAAAUCUACAUAAUGGUAAAACCACUACCAAGGAUGUGAUGUUAAUGGAAACAGUGAAAGAAUAUCUAGAAGGUAAAAAGAGCAUUGGGGGAGUAGCUGUGCUCUCUACUAACAAGAAAAUUAGCUUCUAUCAGGCAAUUAGACAAGGAAUAAUCAUGCCUGGUUCUGCUUUGAUUCUGCUGGAAGCCCAGGCUGCAACUGGAUUCAUGAUUGACCCUGUUGAAAACAAGACAUACAGUGUAGAUGAAGCCAUUAAACAAAAACUUGUAGGGCCAGAGUACCAUGCAAAAUUGCUUGCAGCAGAACGUGCAGUGACUGGUUACAAGGAUCCAUACACUGGUGAAACCAUUUCUCUUUUUCAAGCUCUGAAGAAGGAACUGAUUGUGAGGGAGCAUGGGAUCCGAUUGCUUGAGGCACAAAUUGCGACUGGUGGAAUUAUCGAUCCAAUAAACAGUCACAGAGUUCCUGUGGAUGUUGCAUACAAGCAUGGCUUCUUCGAUGAGGAAAUGAAUGCCAUCCUUGAGGAUCCUAGAGAUGACACUAAAGGUUUCUUUGACCCAAACACAAAUGAUAAUCUGACAUAUCUGCAACUGCUAGAUCGCUGUGUCAUCGACCCCUCUACUGGACUUACAUUAUUGCCCAUUCAGGAUCCAUCCAGCAGUCUGAAUCACAAAUUUAUUGGCUAUGACAUCAAAAAAGUCUUCAAGGGUGUCAUGGUAAAAGUGGCAUGUGGAAAAUACAUGGGAAUGACUGUUUCGCUCUGGGAAUUACUUAUGUCUGAAUAUUUUACUGAACAGCAAAGGCAAGACUUUAUCCAGCAAUACAGAAACAAAACACUCACAAUUGAAAUUAUAGUCACCAAAGUCCUGGAGAUCAUUGAACAUUCAGUGAAAACAGCUAAUGUUGUUUUUGAAGGUAUAAGGGAAAAAGUAACUGCAAACCAGCUUGCCGAAGCUGACAUACUCACAGAGCAUGAUCUAGAAGAUCUCAGAGGAGGAAAAAAGACUGUAAAAGAUGUUACAGAUAAUGAAUCUGUGCAGAUAUACCUACAAGGUAAACCAAGUAUUGCUGGUGUGCUGCUUCCUGACUCCCAAAUAAUGUCAAUCUACCAAGCCAGACAAAAGGGAAUUCUGAGGCCAGGAACAUCACUUGUUCUUCUUGAAGCUCAGGCUGCAACAGGAUUCAUAAUUGACCCAAAUGCUAAUCGAAAGUUUUCUGUAGAUGAUGCAGUGAAGGCACAAGUGGUAGGGGCUGAUCUUCAUGAGAAAUUAAGCUCAGCAGAGAAGGCAGUGACUGGUUACCAAGAUCCUUACACUGGCAAGAAAAUCUCAUUGUUCCAAGCAAUGCAGAAAGAUUUAAUUGUGAAAGAUCAUGGUAUACGUCUGCUAGAGGCCCAGAUUGCCACAGGGGGCAUUAUUGAUCCUGUAAAUAGCCAUCGCAUUCCUGUUCAUAUUGCUUAUAAACUAGGAUAUUUUGAUAACGAAAUGAAUCAGAUCCUUUGCGAUCCAACUGAUGACACAAAAGGAUUCUUUGACCCAAACACUCAUGAAAACCUUACUUAUAUGCAGCUUAUGUCCAGAUGUGUCACUGACCAAAGCUCAGGCCUUUGCCUCUUGAAAAUCAAAGGAAACGACAAGAGAGUCAAAAUAGGAGGCAGCUUCAAAGAGCUGCUCCAGACCACAUACGUCUCUGUGAGAUACGGCAGAUUCAGCAACAAUAAAGUGACACUCUGGGAUCUCAUCAACUCUGAAUAUUUGUCAGAGGAGAAAAGGCAGGAGCUGUUAAAGAGUUACAAGUCCAAAGCAAUCACAAUAGAAGAAAUCAUAACAAUUAUUUUAAAGAUCAUUGAGAGCAAGGAAGUACAAAGGAAUGCUGACCUCAGUGUAGAUGGUCUCAGGGGAAAAGUAUCCAUUUUGGAGCUGCUGAAUUCGGCAAUAAUAGAUGAAAAAACAUACAAAAAUGUGCUUGAGGGCAAACUAACAAUCAAAGACCUCACUGAGAUGGGCACUGUGAGGAACUUCCUUAGAGGAACAAGCUGUAUUGCAGGUGUAUUAUUACAAAAGUCAAACCAGAAAAUGAGCAUCUACCAAGCCAAAAAAGAGGGCUAUCUGACCCCUGGGACUGCCUUGUGUCUUCUUGAAGCACAGGCUGCCACUGGUUUUAUUAUUGAUCCAAUACAAGACAAGAAACUCACAGUUGACGAGGCCUUGACGCAGAAAGUCAUUGUUCCAGAGUUGUAUGAAAAACUCCUGGCUGCUGAGAAAGCGGUGAUUGGUUACAAAGACCCAUACACAGGCAAGACAAUAUCACUUUUCGAAGCCAUCAAGAAAGACCUUAUUGUAAAACAGCAUGGCAUACGUCUGCUUGAAGCUCAGAUUGCAACAGGUGGAAUCAUUGAUCCCUUAACAGGUUUACAUUUACCACUCGAAGUUGCUUUCAAAAAGGGUUAUUUUGAUGCAGACUUAAAUAAGAUCCUUGCUGAUCAAAGUGAUGACACCAAAGGAUUUUUUGCUCCCACCACACAAGAAAAUCUGACCUACAUUGAAAUGUUGGAACGAUGCAUCAAGGACCCCGAUACUGGUCUUUUCCUGCUUCCAGUUGCUGAAAAAGGGAAAACACAAGAAAGAUCACAAACAAUUAUCUCAGAUGCUGAGAUUAAGGAAGAAUUUGAGAAAAAAAGUGUUGUUGUUCCUUUUGGCAAUUUCUCUGGAAAAUCACUGUCACUUUGGGAAUUAAUACAUUCUGUAUACUUCACAGAUGAACAAAGGCAGCAGUACUUUGAACAAUAUUGUUUGGGCAAGAUAAAUAUCAAGGAUGUUAUCCACAUAGUUACCAAAACUAUUCAAACAAUAGAACAGAAAGAAGCAAAUUCUCAGACAACUAUGGGCCUGAGAAAACCUGUUUCUGUGCAACAGCUGUAUGACUCUGGAAUUAUUGACACCAAAACUUACAAUGAGCUGCAACAUGGUAAGGAGACUCUUGAAAACAUGGUUAAACUUGAAUCUGUUCAAAUGUACUUGAAAGGCACUGGAAGCAUUGCUGGAGUAAAGCUUCAUCCAUCAGGAAAAGUGUUAAGUUUAUACAUGGCAAAAACUGAAGGAUUACUCACUUCUGAUGCAGCACUGUUGUUGCUUGAGGCUCAGGCAGCAACUGGAUAUGUUAUUGAUCCAAUCCGAAACACACAGCACACAGUCAUGGAGGCUGUCAGAAAUCAACUUAUUGGACCAGAGAUAUCGGAGCACUUACUAUUGGCUGAACGUGCUGUCACUGGCUUCACAGACCCAUACACAGAUAAGCAAAUAUGCUUAUUUGAAGCAAUGCAAAAAGGCCUCAUCCCUCAAAAACAUGGACUGAACCUCUUAGAUGCACAACUUGCCACAGGAGGAAUUAUUGAUCCAAUUGGCAGCUACAGAUUGCCUAUACAAAAAGCAAUUAUUAAAGGAUGCUUGAAUGAUCAGACCAGUGAUCUUCUGGCAAAUCCUAUAAAUAGUGAAAAGGGGUUUUCAGACCCAGAGACAAAAGAACCUCUUACUUACCAACAACUAAUGAAGAAAUGUGAAAGGAAUUCAACUACUGGCCUGCUGCUUCUCCCAGUGACUGAAAAGAGUGCUGAAACUUCAAUCUACAGUGACAAACAAAUAAUAAAGAUCUUUAAAGAAAAAUCAGUGAUCAUCAAUGCUGGUAAGUUUGCGGAUAAACGUGUAUCACUUUGGGAUGCACUACACUCAGAGUAUAUAUCUAGAAAGAAAAGGGAAGAAUUACUUGACCAAUACAAACAAAAGAAACUUUCAAUAGACGAGAUAACAGAAAUGGUGACAGCAAUGAUAAUUGAAGUAACCACAAAAAAGCAUUCAUUUAAAGGUCUUCGAAGAAAAGUGUCAGCAAGUGAGCUAUUUGAAGCAAAAAUCAUCUCAAAAGAAAUUAUGAGUAAGCUUAACAAUGAUGAAGUAGAUGAUGAAGAUAUAAACAAAAUGGAAUCUAUUCAAAAAUAUCUUACAGCAACAAACUGUAUUGCUGGUGUAUAUUUCCAGUCCAAAAAACAGACCUUGAGCAUCUUCGAAGCCAAAAAUAAGGGACUUCUGACACCUGGAACAUCUCUGGUUUUACUUGAGGCCCAAGCAGCCACUGGUUUUAUGAUUGACCCAGUGAGGAACAAAAAGCUUUCAGUAGAGCAGGCAGUGGCUGAAGGUGUUGUGGGCAUGGAAUGGAAAAGCAAACUGCUCUCUGCAGAACGAGCAGUCACUGGAUACACAGACCCUUACACAGGCAAAACAAUCUCCUUGUUCCAGGCCUUGAAAAAAGAUCUGAUCGUCAAGGACCACGGUAUUCGUCUGUUAGAGGCUCAGAUCGCCACCGGGGGCAUCAUUGAUCCUGUGCACAGCCACCGUGUUCCUGUGGAGGUGGCUUACCAAAGAGGGUACUUUGAUGAGGAGAUGAACAAGAUCCUAUCCGAUCCAGAUGAUGACACCAAAGGUUUCUUUGAUCCCAACACACAAGAGAACCUCACAUACUUGCAACUUGUGGAGCGGUGUGUUAGAGACCCCAACACUGGCCUGAGCCUCCUCGUGAUUGCGAAAAAGGGUGAGUUCUACUUCUUCAUUGAUGAACAUACAAAGAAUAUCCUUAAAUCUACAAGCACAAAGAAAGCGGGAGGUAAAUUCCAAGGACAGCUGGUGACACUCUGGGAUCUGCUGCACUCAAAUUACAUUUCUGAGGAAAAGAGGAGAGAACUGGUGCAGCGGUUUAAAUCAGGAACAAUAACUAUAGAACAGUUUUUAGAAAUAGUUCUCACAGUGGUAUCACAGAAAUCAGAAACGAGCACCCAAAUCAUUACAACAAUAACAACAACAGAGACGACCCAAAAACAAAAUUUUCAAGGCAUCAGAAAGGAAGUGAGCGCUGAUGAGUUGCUGCAGUCCAAAGUCAUUGAUGAGAAAAUGUACAAAGACCUAACUUCCGGAAAAGUCACAGUUGAUCAUGUAAGUGAAAUGGACUCUGUGCGAAAAUACUUGAAAGGAACAAAUAGCAUCGCUGGUGUAUUUGUGCAGUCUACCAAACAAACCAUGAACAUCUUCGAAUCCAAAAAUAAGGGACUUCUGACACCUGGAACAUCUCUGGUUUUGCUUGAGGCACAGGCUGCCACUGGCUUUAUGAUUGACCCAGUGAAGAAUAAAAAGCUGUCAGUAGAACAGGCAGUGGCUGAAGGACUUGUUGGGGCAGAUUUGAAAAACAAACUGCUCUCUGCAGAGCGGGCGGUCACUGGUUACACGGACCCUUACACAGGGAACAUAAUCUCCUUGUUCCAGGCCUUGAAAAAAGAUCUGAUCGUCAAGGACCAUGGUAUUCGUCUGUUAGAGGCUCAGAUCGCCACCGGGGGCAUCAUUGAUCCUGUGCACAGCCACCGUGUUCCUGUGGAGGUGGCUUACCAAAGAGGGUACUUUGAUGAGGAGAUGAACAAGAUCCUAUCCGAUCCAGAUGAUGACACCAAAGGUUUCUUUGAUCCCAACACACAAGAGAACCUCACAUACUUGCAACUUGUGGAGCGGUGUGUUAGAGACCCCAACACUGGCCUGAGCCUCCUCGUGAUUGCGAAAAAGGGUGAGUUCUACUUCUUCAUUGAUGAACAUACAAAGAAUAUCCUUAAAUCUACAAGCACAAAGAAAGCGGGAGGUAAAUUCCAAGGACAGCUAGUGACACUCUGGGAUCUGCUGCACUCAAAUUACAUUUCUGAGGAAAAGAGGAGAGAACUGGUGCAGCGGUUUAAAUCAGGAACAAUAACUAUAGAACAGUUUUUAGAAAUAGUUCUUACAGUGGUAUCACAGAAAUCAGAAACGAGCACCCAAAUCAUUACAACAAUAACAACAACAGAGACGACCCAAAAACAAAAUUUUCAAGGCAUCAGAAAGGAAGUGAGCGCUGAUGAGUUGCUGCAGUCCAAAGUCAUUGAUGAGAAAAUGUACAAAGACCUAACUUCCGGAAAAGUCACAGUUGAUCAUGUAAGUGAAAUGGACUCUGUGCGAAAAUACUUGAAAGGAACAAAUAGCAUCGCUGGUGUAUUUGUGCAGUCUACCAAACAAACCAUGAACAUCUUCGAAGCCAAAAAUAAGGGACUUCUGACACCUGGAACAUCUCUGGUUUUGCUUGAGGCACAGGCUGCCACUGGCUUUAUGAUUGACCCAGUGAAGAAUAAAAAGCUGUCAGUAGAACAGGCAGUGGCUGAAGGACUUGUUGGGGCAGAUUUGAAAAACAAACUGCUCUCUGCAGAACGGGCGGUCACUGGUUACACAGACCCUUACACAGGGAACAUAAUCUCCUUGUUCCAGGCCUUGAAAAAAGAUCUGAUCGUCAAGGACCACGGUAUUCGUCUGUUAGAGGCUCAGAUCGCCACCGGGGGCAUCAUUGAUCCUGUGCACAGCCACCGUGUUCCUGUGGAGGUGGCUUACCAAAGAGGGUACUUUGAUGAGGAGAUGAACAAGAUCCUAUCCGAUCCAGAUGAUGACACCAAAGGUUUCUUUGAUCCCAACACACAAGAGAACCUCACAUACUUGCAACUUGUGGAGCGGUGUGUUAGAGACCCCAACACUGGCCUGAGCCUCCUCGUGAUUGCGAAAAAGGGUGAGUUCUACUUCUUCAUUGAUGAACAUACAAAGAAUAUCCUUAAAUCUACAAGCACAAAGAAAGCGGGAGGUAAAUUCCAAGGACAGCUGGUGACACUCUGGGAUCUGCUGCACUCAAAUUACAUUUCUGAGGAAAAGAGGAGAGAACUGGUGCAGCGGUUUAAAUCAGGAACAAUAACUAUAGAACAGUUUUUAGAAAUAGUUCUCACAGUGGUAUCACAGAAAUCAGAAACGAGCACCCAAAUCAUUACAACAAUAACAACAACAGAGACGACCCAAAAACAAAAUUUUCAAGGCAUCAGAAAGGAAGUGAGCGCUGAUGAGUUGCUGCAGUCCAAAGUCAUUGAUGAGAAAAUGUACAAAGACCUAACUUCCGGUAAAGUCACAGUUGAUCAUGUAAGUGAAAUGGACUCUGUGCGAAAAUACUUGAAAGGAACAAAUAGCAUCGCUGGUGUAUUUGUGCAGUCUACCAAACAAACCAUGAACAUCUUCGAAGCCAAAAAUAAGGGACUUCUGACACCUGGAACAUCUCUGGUUUUGCUUGAGGCACAGGCUGCCACUGGCUUUAUGAUUGACCCAGUGAAGAAUAAAAAGCUGUCAGUAGAACAGGCAGUGGCUGAAGGACUUGUUGGGGCAGAUUUGAAAAACAAACUGCUCUCUGCAGAACGGGCGGUCACUGGUUACACGGACCCUUACACAGGGAACAUAAUCUCCUUGUUCCAGGCCUUGAAAAAAGAUCUGAUCGUCAAGGACCAUGGUAUUCGUCUGUUAGAGGCUCAGAUCGCCACCGGGGGCAUCAUUGAUCCUGUGCACAGCCACCGUGUUCCUGUGGAGGUGGCUUACCAAAGAGGGUACUUUGAUGAGGAGAUGAACAAGAUCCUAUCCGAUCCAGAUGAUGACACCAAAGGUUUCUUUGAUCCCAACACACAAGAGAACCUCACAUACUUGCAACUUGUGGAGCGGUGUGUUAGAGACCCCAACACUGGCCUUAGUCUGCUUGCUUUAAAAAAGUAGAUUUAAGAUUGGAUUCAAAAUGCCAUGCAAUAUAUUCUCACUUCUUUAUCCACAAUCAUUAUGUUCUAUUUCCACUUAAGCCAAAUACAAAUCUGUAUGUGUGUAUUAUUUAACAUUCAUUUUCUGUGUGCAUUGCUUACAUUAUUAUAAAAUACAUUUUAAACUGAAAUGUAGAAGCAUAAGUAAAAGCGCAAAUUAAAUUUCGUAUUUCAUCUUUUUAACUCAAGCCCUCUUGCUACUGUGUUCAAAACAAUUGAAAUAAACACACAGUUGCAAUAUGUCAAUGUAUUUGGUCAUUUUCAAGUCAGUAAUCAGUAUUCUCUUUUAUUCUAAAUACUGUUUUGUUAAACAUGGCGUUUACAUUGUGAUAAAGUCAACAUUCAACAUUUAUUGCAUACCAGGACAUAAACAAGAGGAAAAUUGUUUCAGAUUAGGGUAGAAAAGAUAAACAAAUAUUUUUGGAAAAAUUGUACCUGAAAAUCUGACAAAGUUGCCUUAUCAUUUAUAAACAAUUCCCAAAGAGAGAGAGAGAAAUUACAUUUUGUACACUUUAAAAAUAAAUGAAUUCAAUUUAAGAGUUCCUGCAAUAUACAUAUUCAGACUAAUUUGUCAAGUAGCUGAAUGUCUUCUCCACCAUGAUAUACUCUUUAGAGAUGACCGGGCAGAUACCGUCAAGAAGACAUUCAAGUACUUCAGUGCAAUUGACUGUCUCAUUAAUGAAAUGUGAAACAUCAAAAAUGGUUCCCGAACAUCCUUACCGAUCUACUGAAUAGUAAGAAAAUACAUGCACUUUCUAUCUUUUGGCGGUAACUGUAUGUACAGUAUAUGCACAGCUACAUCAUUACCUGAGUGCAGAUGAAGUGAUUUUAGUACCACUGAGGUUCAGGAUGCAGAACAAAUCAGAUUCACCACCAUGUGCAAGAUUUCCCAUGGCAAUCUCUGUGUCUUCUUCUGAAAAUGGCUGGUUGGCCAAAUCAAGCUCCCUGAGGGUGCUGUUCCAUUCGUGGGCAAGCAUGUGUAUUCCUUUCUUGGAUGCUACGAUCUUGCUGUUGAAGUAUAAGCCCCAGAUAUUAUUCAUAGUUAUCCUUCCAUACUAUACAACAGGUGCAUCUCAAUAAAUUAAAAUGUUGUGGAAAAAGUUCAUUCAACUGAAAUUGUGAAAC
Messenger RNA from Carassius auratus (goldfish), 9623 nucleotides. Its product is annotated as epiplakin-like. Gene Ontology annotation, molecular function: keratin filament binding; structural molecule activity. The record is from RefSeq and is a predicted model, not a curated record. The transcript is spliced from 2 exons. Gene Ontology annotation, biological process: wound healing; intermediate filament bundle assembly. Gene Ontology annotation, cellular component: keratin filament; membrane; cytoskeleton. Bases 160 to 8460 code for a protein of 2766 amino acids. Lineage: Eukaryota; Metazoa; Chordata; Actinopteri; Cypriniformes; Cyprinidae.